Messenger RNA from Acanthochromis polyacanthus (spiny chromis), 14152 nucleotides. It is a transcript of the gene hspg2, whose product is annotated as heparan sulfate proteoglycan 2. Gene Ontology annotation, molecular function: calcium ion binding; protein binding. The transcript is spliced from 86 exons. Bases 716 to 11542 code for a protein of 3608 amino acids. The record is from RefSeq and is a predicted model, not a curated record. NCBI's taxonomy places the organism in Eukaryota, Metazoa, Chordata, Actinopteri, Pomacentridae.
CAGUUUAGCAAAUCAGUUCCAUCAUAAUCUAUCAGAACAAAAAAAAAACAAAACACUCCAGCGAUGCAAAUAAAUUUCAUUAAUGGACCAUUGUUCCAGUUCUGUUUCCUAUAGCUGCACUAUAACUCAAGUAAAUCCAGAAUUCGGGAUUUUAACAGUGUGCUAUUGCUGCUUUUGCUAAUGUAAAACAUUUCCAAAGCACCACACAUAUUUAGUGCAGACUGGACCCAUGUGAGGGGAGUGUGGUCCUGCACACUGUUAGCAUGGCUCUACUAGGUGGCGUCUCCCGACGCUGGGAUUAGCUGUCUUCUCUUUCAGCACUCCCUGAAUUCCAUUCCGCCUUUUACUUUUUCGGCAGUGCUCCCUCUCUCUGCACAGGACUUCCCAGUGACUUUGCAACACAGCAUUCAGCCUACAACAAGUCCCAAGUUUCGGAGCGCAACGGGAGGAGAAGGAGAAGCAAGUUUGGAGCCCUCCUUUGGACUCGAGAUUUGUGCGUUCCGACUGAGACAAACACAAGUGCGUAAAGGGAUCCGUGUUACCUGUGGAUGAAGUCCCACCGGGUGCGGGACGCAGAGGAGCAGUCGGGUUUCUUCACAGAGAAGAAAAGUCGGGAAGAGGUGCACCGCUCCGGUGGCCAGGAGGAGUGAGGGACCUCGGGUUUUUUUCUUCCUUUUUUCCCCAGCAAUCGCAGCCUGUGCUGUGUUGGUGGAAAAUGGGCACUAUGACCACAGCGACCUGUGGACUUAUCCUCUCCUUGUUACUCACAUGCCAGCUGGUUACUGUGACUCAGGCCUCCAAGGUGUGGGGAGAGGUCCCUCUGCCAGAAGACUUGGAGGCAGAAAAAGAUGUCCGGGCAUCUCAAAGUUUACUGGAUGAUGACGAAGACUUUGCUGCUGAUGAAGCUUCAGGAGAGCUGCCCAGUGGAGAGGAUGAUGGAAGCACACCAUGGCCUCCAUCUGAGAGCACAAUUUAUUACAGAGCCCUCGUCAACUUCACUGACUCCCUGGUGUAUGGCCCUGAACUCGAGGACAUCUUCUCUCCCGCCUUUAAUGAGAUUUCUGAAGCAGUGGUGGACACGCUGGAGUCAGAGUAUAACAGGAUUCCAGGUGUCCAGACGGUCAGCGUGGUCCUCAUUAAGAAGAUGAUCAGAGAGGAUGGCGUUGAUGUAUUUGUGGAACUGGACGUGGGUUCUGACUACAACACCAAUGACGAACAGAUCCGCAGCGUACUGUACAACGUGGUGAAGGAGGGAGCCAUCGCUUCCUACGUCACAUCAGUCCAGGGCUUUCAGUUCAGACGACUUGGAGAAGCUCAACCUCUGCCUGCAGUGGAACCUAUAGCGGUGCCAGUAACCCCCAGUAUAAGACCAUGCAUGGCAGAUGAGCACAGGUGUGGUGAUGGGACAUGUAUCCUGAUGGAAUACCUAUGUGACAACAGACCAGACUGCAGAGACAUGAGUGAUGAGAUCAAUUGUGAAACAAAACGGCCAGCCGCUCCAGUUACGACAACACCUGCCACCACAACCACCACUGUCAAGAAGCCGCCGCGUCCCCCCGGCCCGCCUGGACCCUGCAGAGCUGAUCAGGCCACGUGCCAGAGUGGAGAGUGUAUUCCUCGGGACUAUGUCUGUGAUGGAGAGAGGGACUGUUCAGACGGAAGCGAUGAGUUCAGAUGUGGUACUCCGUCUCCCUGUGAACCCAAUGAGUUCAAGUGUAAAAAUGGCCGCUGUGCCCUCAAGCUUUGGCGUUGUGAUGGCGACAAUGACUGUGAGGAUAACUCAGAUGAAACAGACUGUCCCACCAAGGGUCCUGGUGACAGGUGUGCUCCUGAGCAGUUUGAAUGCCUGAGCGAUCGCACCUGCAUCCCAGCCAGUUACCAGUGUGAUGAAGAGCCAGACUGCCCUGAUCGCUCUGAUGAGUACGGCUGCACCCCUCCUUCUGUAACGAGCCCACCAGAAGAAUCCAUUCAGGCAGCACGAGGGGCCACGGUGACGUUUACUUGUCAAGCUGUUGGAGUUCCAACACCAAUCAUCACCUGGAGACUCAACUGGGGACACAUUCCGGUCAGCAGCAGAAUCUCUAUGACCAACGAGAACGGCCGUGGCACCCUCACUAUUCGUGAUGUGAAGGAGUCGGAUCAGGGGGCGUACACCUGUGAGGCCAUUAACGCUAAAGGCCUGGUGUUCGGCAUCCCCGAUGGAGUGUUAACCCUCACAUCAAACCCAAAUCCAGGCAACUGUCCCAAUGGUCACUUCAGUGUAAAUGGCCGCUGCGUGUCCUGCUUCUGUGCUGGAAUCAACAAAAAUUGCAAGAGCACUGGACGCUACCGCAACCAGAUCAGCCUGCGCUUCACUGAGGAGGAAGACUUCAAAGGAGUGAACGUCACCUACCCCUCCAGGCCUGGCACUCCUCCUCUGUCCUCCACUCAGCUCCUUAUUAACCCAGAGAUGGAAGAGUUCCAGCUCGUCGACCUCUCGCGUCGUUUCCUCAACCUCGACUCCUUCUGGACCUUGCCUCGCCAGUUCCUGGGCAACAAAAUUGAUUCCUAUGGAGGAUCGCUGAAGUUCAAGGUGCGGUACACACUGGCUCGCGGUCUGUCUGAGCCUGUGGAGAAACCCAAUGUGAUGCUGGUUGGAAACGGACGCAGGCUUGUGUACCGCAGAGGCAGCGGCACCCCUCCCAGUGUGGUCAACCAGAAAGAGAUCCAAUUCACUGAAGACAACUGGCAGCACUCCAAUGGUCGUCCUGUGAGCCGGGAGGAGCUGAUGAUGACUUUGGCCAACCUGGACAGCAUCAGCAUCCGCACCAUCUACGACAACCACAUGGUCAGCGUGGCACUCAGUGACAUCGUCAUGGAUACCACCACUGUGGAGUUUAGCAUUCUGGGUCAUGCCAAGGACGUUGAAGAGUGCAGAUGUCCCCCUGGAUAUAUGGGCCUGUCUUGUGAGAUGUGUUCCUCUGGUUUCGAGCGGGUCCCUGGUGGCUCGUACCUUGGCACCUGCGCUGGUUGUAACUGUAAUGGACAUGCCACUGCCUGCGAUCCAAUCAGUGGACACUGUCUGAGCUGCCAGCACAACACAGAGGGCCCUCAGUGUGACAAGUGUCGCCCCGGCUACUUUGGUGACCCAAGCCGAGGUCGCACCGAUGACUGCAAGCCCUGCCCCUGCCCGUACUCUGAGACCUCACGUCGGUUCUCCGACACCUGCUUCCUCAACAUUGACCAGCAGCCAACAUGUGAUGCCUGCAAGCCCGGCUACACAGGAAGACGCUGUGAAAAGUGUGCUCCUGGUUACCAGGGUAACCCCCUUCUGCCCAAUGGAAAAUGCGUUCCUAACCAAAACUCAAAGUGUGAUAACAGAGGAACUGUCAGCUCAAGCAGUCGGCCGUGCAGCUGCAAGAACAACGUGGCAGGCGCUUUGUGCGAUGAGUGUAAGGCCGGGUUCUUCCACCUAUCAGAGGCCAACCCUGAAGGCUGUCUGCGUUGCUUCUGCAUGGGCGUCACCAAACAGUGCGCCAGCUCCACUUGGAACAGAGAACAGGUGCGAGGAGGAGUGAACGGGCAGCUCUUCUCCCUCUCCAACGCCGCCAACACUAAAACUAUCUCUGAAGGCAUCUCCCAGAGGGGCUCCUCUGAAGUUGUCUACCGCUCCUUCUCAAGUGUCCCCAACGACGUCUACUACUGGGUCCUGCCUGAGAGCUUCAGAGGAGAUAAGGUGACGGCAUAUGGAGGGGAGCUUCGCUACACAGUGAAAUUUCAACCAUACCAGCGCUCACUGGCGAUUGACGGUCAGCCGGAUGUGGUUCUCCAAGGCAAUGGCAUCUUCCUGGAACACUACUCUCAGACCAAGCCUCUCCCACGCGUCCAACACACGGCCACUGUGACCUUCAGAGAGUCCAAAUGGCGCCGUGCUGAUGGGCAGCCGUGUACUCGUGAGCACCUGCUGAUGGCUCUGGCUGACAUUACAGUCUUCAUGAUCAGGGCCACCUAUGCAGACAACAUUGUUGAGAGCAGUAUCUCAGAUAUCAAGAUGGAUGUUGCUGUUCCUCACUCAACUGGGAAUGAACGUGCUCUGGAGGUGGAAGAGUGCGCGUGCCCUCAGGGCUACAGAGGACCAUCAUGCCAGGAAUGUGAUGAGGGUUACACUCGGACCAGCUCUGGCCUUUACCUGGGCACUUGUGAGAGGUGCGAUUGCAAUGGUCAUGCCAGCAGCUGUGACCCGGAGAGCGGCAGGUGUCUGCAAUGUCUCCACAACACUGCUGGCGCAAGAUGCGAACGCUGCCAGACUGGUUUCUAUGGUAACCCUUUAACGGGUGGUGCUCAGGCCUGUCAGUCUUGCCCCUGUCCUGGAACCACUUCCGGCAACCAAUUCUCCUCGUCCUGCUAUCUGGAUUCUGAUGGUCAGCCGACCUGUGACAACUGUCCGCCUGGAUUCACUGGCCGACGCUGUGAAAGAUGUGCCGCAGGAUACACCGGCAACCCAUUGCUUGGGCAGAGAUGUAGCGUUGGCAAUGAACUCAAUGGUAACUGCUAUAACUGUGACCAAAGAGGACAUGAAAGCUGCAAUGGUGGUGUGUGCCAGUGCAAGAUGAACGUUGAAGGCUCAUCUUGCUCGAGCUGUAAACCUGGAACCUUCCAUCUCAGCCAGGAUAACAAAGAUGGCUGCCUGUCCUGUUUCUGUAUGGGUGUCACUCAGCAGUGCUCUAGCUCUGCCCACUAUAGAGAUCUGGUGUCCUCAGUCUUCUCUCCAGGGAACUUUCAGGGUUUCGCUCUGGUGAACCGUCAGCGUACCAAUCGCAUUUCCACUGGUUUUUCUGUGGAGGUUUCCACUGAAGGCACUCAGCUGUCCUACAGCAACUUUGACUACCUGGGACAGGAGCCUCACUACUGGCAACUUCCAGGGGUUUACCAGGGAGACAAGAAAGAUUCUGUCUUUGCUCGUGGGAAACGAGCAGACCAGUACGUUCUGGUCUACAAAGGUUUCAGCUUGCAACAGGAUGAUCUGCUCUACUGGCAGCUCCCAGCGCAGUUCACAGGGGAUAAGGUCGGUUCUUAUGGUGGUAAACUUAAAUACACCAUUUCCUAUGUGACUGGUCCAAGAGGAACACUGCUUGACGAUGCUGAUGUCCAGAUUAUUGGUAAUGACAUCACCUUGGUAGCUCUUCAGCCUUGGACGAGGAGGCAGCAGGGCAGCAGAGAGACCAAACAGUUUGAGAUUGUCUUCAGAGAGGAAAACUGGCGUCGACCUGACGGCAUGCCCGCCACCCGGGAGCACCUGAUGAUGGUUUUGGCUGAUCUUGAUGAUAUCCUGAUUCGAGCAUCUUACUCCAGUGAGAUGCGCUCCUCCAGCAUCUCCGAUAUCAGCAUGGAGGUUUCUGUGCCCAACUACAGCGGCUUGGCUCGGGCCCUGGAGGUGGAGCAGUGCCGCUGCCCUCCUGGAUACCAGGGGCUCUCCUGCCAGGACUGUGCACUUGGAUACACUCGCACUGGAGGAGGCCUGUACUUGGGCCACUGUGAGCUCUGCGAAUGCAACGGCCACUCGGACUCCUGCCACCCUGAGACAGGCAUCUGCUCGAGCUGUCUGCAUAACACGCAGGGGGAGCUCUGUGAGCAGUGUGCCCCCGGCUUCUUCGGCGACCCCACUGUUGGCACUCCAGAGGACUGCCAGCCCUGCGCCUGCCCUCACACUGACCCAGACAACCAGUUCUCCCCAACCUGUGAGAGCCUUGGAAAUGGAGGCUAUCAGUGCACUGCCUGUCAGCCCGGCUACACUGGCCAGUACUGUGAGCGUUGUGCUCCUGGAUAUGUUGGCAACCCACAGGAAAGAGAGAAGUGUCGUCCAAACGAUGUUGCAGCCUCCUUGGUGGUGAAGGUUUACCCAGAGAGGGUCCUAGCGUCACAAGGCGGCCCUGUCACUCUGCGCUGUCAGGUAUCUGGAUCACCUCCACACUACUUCUACUGGUCCAGAGAGGAUGGAAGGCCCAUCGCCAGCAGUGCUGACCGACGCAGACAAGGAGCAGAGCUGUACUUCCCCAACGUCCAGCCAAGUGAUGCUGGUGUUUACGUCUGUACCUGCCGUGACCAGCGCAGCACUAACAGGAGCCGGGCUGAAAUUGUUGUCACAAGUGUCCAGUCCAAAGCCAUUGAGGUAACAGUCGAGGAGCCUAAAGCUCAGACUGUCAGAGUCGGCUCUACUGUCAGCUUCAUCUGUACUGCAAAGAGCAAGUCCCCCGCCUAUACCCUGGUGUGGACCCGGGUGGGUAAUGGGAAACUUCCCAACCGGGCCAUGGACUUUAACGGCAUCCUGACAAUUCAGAACGUCCAACCAGAGGAUGCCGGCGUCUACGUUUGCACAGGCUCCAACAUGUUUGCCAUGGACGAGGGAAAUGCCAUCCUCUACGUGCCAGAGGCCUCACAGACUCAGAUGUUUUACACAGCGUAUGAAAUGUUUGAAGGACACAGAAAGCCUGCAGAGGGGGCCCAGCCUGUGGCCACCAUCAGUCCCUCAGUGCUGAACGUCCAGCAGGGCCAGCGGGCAGAACUUCGCUGCACAGUGACCGGAAACCCAACCCCUGCCAUCGAAUGGAUCGGAGGUCCAGGGAACAGAAUGAGUCCCAGAGCUGUGAUCCGAGGUGGUGUACUGACCUUCACAGCAGUGGACCCGGCUGAUGAGGGAGAGUACACCUGCAAGGCCCUGAACACUCACGGCGAGCACACUGCACGGGUCUCCCUCUUUGUCCAAAAAAAUAACCCAAGCGGCCUCGGCACCCAACCCCAAGUCCAAGUCAGUCCCCAAAAUAUCGAGGUCCAUGAAGGCGACAGCCUGAGGUUGUACUGCAGAGCGUCAGGAUCACCCACCCCGAAGCUCACCUGGCUGAAAAACGGAGGACAGAUCCCUCCUCAGGCCAUUCCCUCUCACGGUUUCCAUCAGUUUAAAAGCAACAGUCUCGAUGUGUUACAGAGACGUAUUGAGGAGCUGCAGGCACGAAUGGACCGAACUGACAUCGGUACUCUGCUCAUCCCCAACAUCAAGAUGUCCGACUCGGGCACGUACAUGUGCGUUGGCAGCAACAGUGUCGGUUCAAAUAGUGCUCCCAUUAAAGUCGGCGUGCUCAAAGCGGACCAUAACACUGCAGCCGUUAGCAUCCAGCCGUCUAUAGCUGACGUCCAGGAGGGCCAGAAUCUGGAGCUCAACUGCUUUGCUCCUGGAAAUCCUCCUCCUCCAGUCACCUGGACGAGAGCCAGCGGACGCCUCUCUUCCAACCACCAGGUUGUGGGCAGUCAGCUGCGUAUCCUGUCAGCCACUCCAGAGGACUCAGGAGAGUACAUCUGUCGAGUGCAGGGCAACCCGGCAGGAUCCCAUAUUCAUCAGUCCUCUGUGUCCGUGUCCGUCACUUCAUCUUCUUCACGCCUACAGAGCCCAAUCAUCGCCAUUGAACCCCACAGUGCUGCAGUGCGUCUGGGGGAGUCGGCCAGCUUCAGAUGCAGGGUGUACAGCGGAGCCCAGCCUGUUCGACUGGAGUGGAAACUGGCCAGCAACCAGCCGCUGCCAGAUAAUGUCAAAGUUGGCCCUGAUGGUUCUGUUAUGACCAUUACUAAGGCUCGCCAAAGCAACCACGGUGCCUACCGUUGUGUGGCCAGCAACCCGUUCGGCAUCACCCACACCAUUGUGUCUUUGAUUGUUAAAGAGACUCCUGUGGCCACCGUCACCCCUGUUGGGCCUCUGCAUGUCAGGGUGGGUGAACCUAUUAACCUGGAGUGCCAAGCAUCAGGAGAGCCUCGCCCCUCAGUCUCAUGGCACAGGCUGGACAACAACCGCAAAACCAUGCUGAGCAGCCCUGUGCCCAUGGAGUCCAACGCAGUCAUGCAGAUUUUAGUAGCACGCCCAGAGGACAGUGGCACAUACGUGUGUGCAGCCCGCAACAAUGAGGGUACUACUGAGACUAAAGUGGAAGUAUUUGUCGAGGGAGGACCCCAAGUUCCUACGGUGCCCAGGGCCUCUGUUCCUGAGCCACUCAUGGUUGUGGUGGAGGGACAGACUGCCACGCUGCGCUGUGACGCCCAUGGUUUCCCCUCUCCAAAGAUCACGUGGUCCAAGCUGCGGUCCCCUCUGCCAUGGAGACACAAGGUGGUGAACAACAGCCUGGUGCUGCCCACUGUUGGUCGGCAAGACUCUGGAGAAUACAUCUGCAGUGCCACUAACAACAUGGGCACCACUGAAGUCACCAUCAUGCUUGAUGUAGAGACUCCUCCUUACGCCACCUCUAUGCCUGAUGAUGUGGCUGUGCGGGUCGGGGAGGUGAUCCGGCUGCAAUGCCUCGCCCACGGCACUCCUCCCUUGACCUACACUUGGACCAAGCUGGAUGGAAACCUGCCUCCAAGAGCUCAGGUUAAUGGAGGGGAUCUCCAGAUCAACCUGGCGACCACGGAGGAUACUGGCAGCUACAAGUGUGUGGCCAGCAACAAAGUGGGCAACAGCGAAGUGGUUGCUAAAGUCAUGGUCAGAUCUCCCUUGGCAGUGCGGGUGUCCCCUCAGGUUGAGGUUAAAGCCCAGGGCAGCGCUGUGGAGUUCACCUGUUCGGCAGCAGGCGGCAUAGAAACCAAGAUUGAGUGGCUGAAGGAAGGAGGAGCCCUGCCACCAAACCACCACGUCAAGGAUGGAGUGCUGAGGAUUGAGAACCUUGAGCAGAACAAUGAAGGUGUUUACAUCUGCAGAGCAAGCAGUGUCUACGGCCAAGCACAGGACACUGCUAGACUGACUAUUCAAGCCCUGCCAAAGGUAAUGAUCAAUGUACGUACCUCAGUGCAGACCGUGAUGAUCGGGAACUCUGUGGAGUUUGAAUGCCAGGCUGUUGGCGACCCAGAGCCCACUGUCAAGUGGAGUAAAGUUGGAGGAUCUCUGCCUGCCCACAUCAUGGUGAAGGGUGGCAUGCUGAAGAUAGAGCAGGUGACGGAGGCCGAUGCCGGGCAGUACCGCUGUACAGCUACCAAUGAUGUAGGCUCAGUGCAGUCUCAGGUGGUCCUUAAUGUCCAGUCUCUUCCUCAAAUUGCGGCACUGCCAGAAACUAAGGAGGUGACGGUCGGCUCUGAUGCAGUUUUGCCCUGCGUGGCUUCUGGAUACCCUGUACCUGAGAUCAAAUGGUCCAAGCUGGAAGGAGAGCUUCCUCCGAAGUGUUUCCAGGAGGUCAACGUGUUGACGGUUCCCCAGGUCACCCAUGAGGAUUCAGGCACAUACGUCUGUACCGCCUCUAACAAACAGGGCAAAGUAGAAGCCUUUACUACACUUGAAGUCCACGAAAGAGUGAUGCCGUACUUUGCUCAGGAACCCGUGUCGUACCUCACCCUGCCCACCAUCAAAAACGCCUACAAAGCUUUCAGCAUUAAGAUCAGCUUCAGACCUGAUAAUGUUGAUGGUCUCAUAUUGUACGCUGGUAUGAUCCUGUACAACGGCCAGAGGAGGGCCACGGGAGCUGACUUCAUCUCUCUGGGACUCGUGGGUGGCCGCUUGGAGUUCAGGUUUGACGUGGGCUCAGGCAUGGCCACCAUACGUGACCCCAAUCCUAUUAAACUGGGCGAGUUUCACACAGUUGAGCUGUAUCGCAACCACACCCUUGGGUAUAUCAUUGUAGAUGGAGGGGAGCCCAUCAGUGGCAGCUCACAGGGCAAGUUCCAGGGCCUGGAUCUGAAUGAGGAGCUGCAUGUCGGUGGUUACCCCAACUACACAGUCCUCGCCAAAACCGCAGGCAUUAAGACUGGUUUUGUGGGAUGUAUUCGUCAGCUGGUCAUCCAGGGAGAAGAGGUUAUCUUUAAGGAUCUCGACCGCAGCUCUACGGGUGUCACAAACUGUCCCACCUGCAAAGAUCAUCCAUGCCAGAAUGGAGGAAGAUGUGAGGACUCCGAGGCUAGCCUGUAUAAAUGCAGCUGCCUCAGAGGAUUCACAGGCAGCAACUGCCAGCACCACUCAUCUCUGCACUGUCACUCAGAGGCCUGUGGACCAGAUGCUACCUGCAUUAACCGCCCCAGCGGCCUGGGCUAUGACUGCCGCUGCCAUCUUGGCAAGUUUGGAAACAAAUGCAUGGAUGGGGAGCUGGUGACCACUCCACUGUUUGACGGUGAGGAGUCAUAUAUCGCCUAUCCUCCUCUGACCAACAUCCACGAUGACCUGCGUGUUGAGCUGGAGUUCAAACCACUGGAGCGAAAUGGCCUGAUGUUCUUCUGUGGUGGGAAGAAAAUGAAGGUGGAAGACUUUGUAGCUGUUUCUAUGGUGGAUGGGCAUGUGGAGUUCAGAUACGAACUGGGCACAGGCCAGGCUGUCCUUCUCAGUCCUGAGCCAGUCUCUCUGGGCCAGUGGCACAGAGUUGUGGCUGAGCGGAACAAGAGGGCCGGCCACCUGACGGUCGACCAAGGCCCGAUGGAGAGGAAAAUGUCUCCAGGAAAAGCCCAAGGCCUCAAUAUCCACACUCCAAUGUAUCUUGGAGGAGUGCCCAACAUGGACAUUCUGCCUAAACCUGCCAAUGUCAGCGAAAUGUUUGAGGGCUGUGUAGGAGAGGUUUCCAUCAACAACAAGAAGGUGGACCUGUCCUACAGCUUCACCGAAAGCAGAUCUAUUAGCAAAUGUGUAGACAACAGCCCCUGUGACCGCCGACCCUGCCUGAAUGGUGGACACUGCAUGUCUAAUGCUGAGUAUGAGUACCAGUGCCUCUGUAAGGAUGGGUUUGAAGGUGAGCGCUGUGAGGUGGUGAAAGACGUGUGCCAGAGCAACCUUCAGUGCGAAAAUGGUGGUAGCUGUGUGGACGGCCAGUGUGUGUGUACACCCGGGCACACAGGCCUCAACUGUGACGAAAGCCAGGUUUCCAGCUUCCCCGAGGCCGCGUGGAAUUCGGAAGCUAGCGAGGCAAAUGAUUCGCCCUACCAGUAUGCAGCUCAUUUCGACAAUGACGGUUACAUCGCCCUUCCUAAAUCCAUUUUCCCAAGAAGUUUUAGUGCCCAUGACUCACCAGAGACAAUUGAAAUGGAGAUCAACACCAGCUCGCCUGAGGGCCUGAUCCUGUGGCAGGGAGUGGAGACCAGUGGCGCACGCAAUUUGCGAAAGGUGCAUGCUAGUAAAAAGGAACAUGGAGAACACGGAAAAGGAAAGGACUUCAUCAGCCUUGGCCUACAGAACGGACACCUUGUUUUCAGUUACCAGCUGGGAAGCGGGGAGGCAGAGAUUUUGUCCCGAAAGUCCAUCAAUGACGGCAAAUGGCACAAGAUCACAGCAGUCAGAGCUGGGAAGGAAGGAUACAUCCAGAUUGAUGGAGGAGCCACACUACAUGGACAAUCUAAAGGGAAAAGCCUCAUGGUCAACACCAAAGGCAGUAUAUACCUUGGUGGAGCCCCAGACAUGGCCGCUAUGACGGGAGGCAAGUUUUCAUCAGGCAUGACGGGCUGCGUGAGGAACCUGGCGCUGAUGAACGCCCGGCCGGGACAGCAGCCAGCCCAGGCCAUCGACCUGCAGGCCCACGCGGCCCACGGCAUCAACGUGCAGCCGUGCUCUUCAUAGGCGACGCCACGCGCCUGCACACACGUAGACGAAAACACACACACACACACGCAGAGACUAUGGAGUGAUGUCAGACACACACAGCAGACUCACACAGAGAGACUCACACACAUAGAGCCUGACACAAACUUGGUGCUUUGCUGCUACCAAAAAAAAACAAACGGCAAAACACACACACACACACACACACACACACACACACAAUAAACCAAGAUGACACAACAGGAUGUGUUUCUCUGUGCGCAGUAAAACCAAAAAAGACAGAAAAAUUGAAACAAUAUUAACAAGUCUUCUCUUCCUCAGUGUUGUAUUCUCAAUGAAGGACUAUUAACACAGGACAACCAGUACAGUUUACAUACUUCCAGCAGUAGUUUUAGCCAUGAGAAGAGUAAAACAUAUUAGGCCUUCUACAAUGGGUCAGAUCCUAUGGAGUUGGAGAUGUUUUUACAGCACUGAAUUUUUAUUUAUAUACAUAUGAAUAUAUAUAUAUUAUAUUUGUGGGGGAAAACAUGCAAACUAACCAUAACUGCUCUUCAACUUUCCUAGAGUUUAUUCUGGGUUCUAAUACUGUGUGUCCAGGGCUUUUUACAGGCCUAACUGUAUUAAUACUUGAAGACAUUUAGGCCUUCUUUCUUCACUUCUGUAGAGGAACCUUUUUUCUUUUUUUUUCUUUCUUUCUUUCUUUUUUUUCCGCGAGCAUGCUUACAGUCUUUUGCAGAACUGUUGGGAGAGGAGCGCACCCGGUCACAGUCACAUGCAGCUUCAGUACACAACUCAGGACGUCAAAUACAAACGGAUACUCGCAAAUGUUACAAGUACUGCUGCUUUAACUAGGCUUGUAGGCGAAGUCGGUCGCUGUUGUGUGCGCUCUGUCUGUGUUUGUUCUUUUUUUAUGAAAAAGAAAGAAACCUUGGUGCUAAUGUCAGACAUGAAGAUACAGCACAUAGUCAUAUGGUUGCCUGUCUGGCACUUGUAGAGGUGUUUUUUUUUCUUUUUUUUUAGUAAUUUGGUUACUUAGAUGAAAACAACUAUCUAAAGCAGUAUACACAAGUGUCAUUUGUUGAUAUGCAUGGCAUUUGAGGUUGAUUUAAUGAUGAUAUGGUGUGGUUUGUUGCCUCCGCAGCCUUAUGUGAUUGAGUAGAUCUCAAAAAAAAAGGGUUUUUAAGAACUGAAAAGGAUGUAAUUUUUUAUGUGUGAUUGUUGAAGAUAUUGUUUUGUGUGUAAAACUAUCUGCCAGUCAGGUAGAUAUCCGUGUCAAUUGCGAAAGAGCGUGCAUGCGACGCAAAUUUGUUGGUUGCGUGUGUUUCUUUGUUGUUUUUCUUUUCCGUUUCUCACUCUAGGCCACUCUACAUUAAGCCCCAGUAAGAGUCAGGUGUAUGUGAGUGCGUCUGUGUUUGUGUGUGUGUGUGUGUGUCAUCCAUAUCCUCAGGAGGGUCAACCCAGAACUGCCUCAAGGUUUUACUUCAAUUUCAGGUUUAGUAGCUUUAGAGACAUGUCAAUAAGCUAUGAAACUCUGAAGGCUCUGUGGUUCUGUAGGUUGUUUUCUCUGCAGAGGGAGAGUCAUCUGCAGCGGCACACAGUCGGGUUAGCGUUCGGUCAUGUGGGAAUGCAGUGGAAGCCUCCUGCAGGUGCUGUGAUCAGUCGUGUAGCUCUAACAAAGCAUGCUCGCCCGCCUUUUAGCCGACCACACCGCAAAACCACAACGGCACCAUCACUUUGGGGUUCGCAAACCUUUUUUUUUUCUCUUUUUUUGUAAGCUUAAACUAUUUGUAUUAAUAUCCUAAAGUGAGCACUAGCCUUUCACUUAGAGUUGCUUCAGUUUUAUUUAUUUUAUGUUUUUGUUUUCCUCUUUUUUUCAUUGCUUUUUUUUUCAAGGCUUAAUUCUGCUGUUUUAGAGCGAUCACAGAAGCUUGCUAUUUUCUUCGCUCCGGUUACUGUGUAUUGCCUCCCACACCCCGUUGUUUUUCCCCUCUUGUUUGAGUUGGAAUAGGGCCCACCUGGCAACUUCUUUACAAACCACCCCAACAAGGUUCCAUUAAAGGUUAAUAUGUAGUACAUGACUGGAGCUGCCUGGUCAAAUGGAUGGAAACUGUUCUUAUUAUUCACUCGAUGAAAAAAAGUCUUAGGCUCCAAAUGCAUGAAUGCACAGAAUGGUGUCAUCAUGAACAUGUGGACGGAGAACUGAAGCUGUGCUGUCCGGGUUUAGGACAUUAAAGCAAAGAACGAUGGCGUGUGUGCCCCUUGUUGGGCGCCUUUUGUGUAUCUGCUCUUAAACUGGAUUUUCAUGUAUACACUGUCAUAUAUACACUGUCACCAAAUGGAAAUUUACCAAGAAACUGCCGCUGCUUUUUGGUUGGUUUUACACCAUUUCAAAUUAUGAGAGGUGCACUUUUGGUAUUGAUGGAAAGUUUAAUUUAAUUUUUUAAAAACAUCUUACUGUUUUACUUCUGAAUGACAAAAACAGUAACUCAGUUAAAUGAAUGAAAGUGUACCAGAUGAAAAUUGUCUCUGUCAGGAUGACCUGACUGUUCCAUUUCCAGUGUUGAAAAGAUGCUCCCCUUGUCCUUGGUGUUUCUUAAUUAAAGACAAAAAUUCAUGUGCUAUUUGUAA